Molecule: messenger RNA, 9140 nt
Organism: Oryctolagus cuniculus (rabbit)
Lineage: Eukaryota; Metazoa; Chordata; Mammalia; Lagomorpha; Leporidae
Gene: LIFR
Product: LIF receptor subunit alpha
Biological process (GO): positive regulation of cell population proliferation; cytokine-mediated signaling pathway
Cellular component (GO): external side of plasma membrane; signaling receptor complex; membrane
Molecular function (GO): oncostatin-M receptor activity; ciliary neurotrophic factor receptor binding; cytokine binding
Source: RefSeq, a predicted model, not a curated record
GCGCCGCCCCCGCGCGCCGCAGUCCGGGCUGGAGCGUCUCCGUCGCGGCAGCCGCUGUUCCCGUUGCCUCGCGGUGGCUCUGGCGGCUGCUGCGGCUUGUGGGGUUUGCGGAGGUCAGCGGGCCGCCCCUCGCCCGUGGCCGCCUGGAGCAGCGCAGCGCUGGGACGGACCGGGGAGCCGAGGCGGCGACGGCGGCGGGUCGUGCCGGGCCCCCCUCUCCUCCUCGGCUGUAGCCUGGGGCAGUCUGCGGACUCCGAGCAGCCCCGGGGCGGCGGCCGAGCGGACGGCGGGGGCAUGGCGAGAUAGCGGCGCGGGAGCGGCCCGACUAACUGCAUCACACCACCAUGGAUGUUCACUUGGAGCUGAGACGGCCGUUCCAGGGGCUGCACAGUAAAAGAAUGAGGAUGACCUCAGGUUUCCGGUGGCUCCUAGCAACACUGCCUCUCCUCUGUCUGAUGAGUCAAGUAAACGGCCAGAAGAGGGGGGCUCCCCGGGAGCUGAAGUGUGUGACUGCCAGCUUUCAAGUGUGGGACUGUUCAUGGAAAGGCCACGGGACCUUGUACGAAGUCUGCAUUGAAGACAGGUCCCAUUCUUGUUAUCACUUAGAGAAAGCAAAUAUUAAGAUUCCAGCUCUUCCACCUGGUGAUCACGUCAUAACAAUCACUUCUCUCCAUGAAUUUGGAAGUUCUAGAAGCAAAUUCAUACUAAGUGAAAGAAACGUUUCCUUAAUUCCAGAGACUCCAGAGAUCUUAAAUUUGUCUGCUGAUUUCUCAACCUCCACGCUGUCGAUAAAGUGGAACGACAAGGGCUCUGCUAUUCCCCACCACUCAAAUGUCAUCUGGGAAAUAAAAGUUCUACGCAAAAAGAGUAUGGAACUCGUAAAAUUAGCAACCCAUAGCACAACGCUUAGUGGUAGAGACACAUUUCAUCACUGGAACUGGACCUCAGACAUGCCCUUGGAGUGCGUCUCUCACUACGUGAGGCUCAGAAGCUACAUUGAUGAUCCUCAUUUCUCUGGUCACAAAGAGUGGAGUGACUGGAGCCCACUCAAGAACAUCUCUGAGAUUGCUGAUUCUCCUACUAAGGUUUUCCCUCAAGACAGAGUGGUACUUGUAGGCUCAGAUAUAACAUUUUGUUGUGUAAGUAAAGAAAAAGUGUUAUCAGCACAGAUUGGCCAAACAGUUUGUCCCCUGAUCCAUCUUGAUGGGGAAAAUGUCGCUAUCAAGAUCCAGAAUAUUUCUGCGUCUGCAAACAGCGGGACAAAUGUGGUUUUCACAACAGAAGAUAAUAUAUUUGGAACAGUUAUUUUUGCAGGAUAUCCACCUGAUGUUCCUCAAAAAUUGAAUUGUGAGACACAUGACUUAAGGGAGAUCAUAUGUAGUUGGAAUCCAGGAAGACCAACCUCAUUGGUGGGCCCACGCAAUACAAGUUACACCUUAUUGGAAAGUUUUUCAGGAAAAUAUGUUAGAUUUAAAAGAGUUGAGGCUUCUACAAAUGAAAGCUAUCAGUUAUUCUUUCAAAUGCUUCCAAGUCAAGAAGUAUAUAACUUUACACUGAUUGCCCACAAUCCUCUGGGGUGGGCAGAAACGACACUUUCAGUUAACAUAACUGAAAGAGUUUAUCCCCAUACUCCUACUUCGUUCAAAGUGAAGGAUGUUAACUCCACAGCUGUUACACUUUCGUGGCGUUUGCCAGGCAACUUUGCAAAGAUUAGUCUGUUAUGUCAAAUCAGAAUUAAUAAACCGAAUUCAGUACAAGAAUUGCGGAAUGUCACCAUCAAAGGAGUAGAAAGUUCAAGUUACCUCGUUCUUGUGGACAAGUUAAAUCCAUACACAAUAUACACUUUUUGGAUUCGUUGUUCUACUGAAACCUUCUGGAAAUGGAGCAAAUGGAGCAGUGAGAAGCAGCAUUUAACCACCGAAGCCAUUCCUUCAAAGGGACCAGACACUUGGAGAGAGUGGAGUUCUGACGGGAGGAAUUUAAUAAUCUAUUGGAAGCCUUUGCCCAUUAGUGAAGCUAAUGGAAAAAUACUUUCCUAUAAUGUGUCCUGCUCAUCAGAGGAGGGGACGCAGUCCCUCUCGGAGAUCCCGGACCCGCAGCACAGAGCAGAAAUGCAGCUUGAUGGACACGGCUACAUCAUCAGCGUGGUGGCAAGGAAUUCCGUGGGCUCGUCCCCACCAUCCAGAAUAGCCAGCAUGGAAAUCCCGCACGAUGAUCUCCAGGUAGAGCAGGCCGUCGGGAUGGGAAGGCGGAUUCUCCUCACCUGGCGCCUUGACCCCAAAAUGACGUGCGACUAUGUGAUAAAGUGGUGCAAUACCUCCCGCUCUGAGCCCUGCCUCAUGGACUGGAAGAAAGUGCCUUCCACCAGCAACGCAACAGUGAUCGAAUCUGAUCAGUUUCGGCCAGGUGUAAGAUAUAAUUUUUUCCUGUAUGGGUGCAAAAACCAAGGAUAUCAAUUAUUACGUUCCAUAAUUGGAUAUGUAGAAGAAUUAGCCCCGACCGUCGCACCGAACUUCACCGUGGAGGAGACGUCCGCGGACUCCAUACUGGUGAAAUGGGACGAUAUUCCCGUGGAAGAGCUUAGAGGCUUCCUCAGAGGAUACUUGUUCUACUUUGAAAAAGGAGAGAGAGACGCAUCCAAGAUGAGGGGAUUGGAAUCAGGUCGUUCCGACAUAAAGGUUAAGAAUAUUACGGACCUAUCCCAGAAGACACUAAGAAUUGCUGAUCUGCAGGGAAAAACCAGUUACCACCUGGUCUUGCGCGCCUACACGGAUGGUGGGAUGGGCCCGGAGAAGAGCAUGUACGUGGUGACCAAGGAGAACUCUGUAGGGCUGAUUAUUGCCAUCCUCAUCCCGGUGGCCGUGGCUGUGGCUGUGGGCGUGGUGACAAGUAUACUUUGCUAUCGGAAGCGAGAAUGGAUUAAAGAAACCUUCUACCCUGAUAUUCCAAAUCCAGAAAAUUGUAAAGCAUUACAGUUUCAAAAGAGUGUCUGUGAGGGAAGCAGUGCUCUAAAAACAUUGGAAAUGAAUCCUUGCACCCCAAAUAAUGUUGAGGUUCUGGAAACUCGCUCAACAAUUCCUAAAAUAGAAGAUACGGAAAUCAUUUCCCCAGUGGCAGAGCGCGCCGCAGAGCGCUCCGACGCAGACCCGGAGAACCACGUGGUGGUGUCCUACUGCCCGCCGAUCAUCGAGGAGGAAAUCCCGAACCCGGCGGCCGAGGAGGCCGGAGGGCCGGCGCAGGUCAUCUACAUCGACGUGCAGUCCAUGUAUCAGCCUCAGGCGAAGCCCGAAGAGGGACCGGACCUGGACCCUGUGCCGGCCGCAGGCUACAAGCCACAGAUGCGCCUCCCUGUUAACUGUGCUGUGAGCGCCACGGCUGUAGAGGACGACCUGGGCAAGACUGCAGGUUACAGACCUCAGGCGGAUGUCAACACCUGGAACCUGGUUUCUCCAGACUCGCCGAGGUCCACAGACAGCACCAGCGAGCUCGAGCCGGAGCCGCUGGUGAUCGAGCCAAAGCAUCCGCCGUGCUCUGCCUUCCAGAAGCGUGCUGCGGCUGACACCGUCCGGCGCAUCCACGCAAGACGAAUCCCACAGCAACUGUUCUCUGUGCCGCUGUGAAUGGUUUUCUCAUCUGUGCGCUCUGUGGCAUUGCCAGUGAAUUUGCAGGCGAGGGAGGAAGCUGUCAGAGUGGCCUGGCCCCUCCAUUCUUGAUGAAAACCAAGCACAGAUUUUCAAACGUGUAAGAUGAUUCUCCUCUAUCGACAGCAUUUACAAAACUUAAUAUAAUUUUUAACAUAGCGAGAGCUCUUUAGCGUUUUGUUUGCGUAUGCUGAUUUCUGUGCCUACUGUAUAAUGGUGAUCAAAUAGUUGUCUCAGGGGUACAAACUCGGAAAACGAGCAUGACACUGACCAGCCCAAAUUGGAAUCCUGUUUUCUUGCCAUGUUAAGCUGUUCCAAACCUUUCUCUCUAGGUUUCCUGCUAGCAUUGGUUAGGGAACUUGAUAGCCCUCACAUCUGAAGUUUAAUUUUCUAGGUUUGCAUCCCCAGGUGUUUUAAAAGCCUGUCGUAUUUUUGUGCGAGUUAUCAGCCGGUGAGACCAGUGAUUCAUGCUGGGAGGUGACUACUAAGCAAUAGACAGCGCCAUCAGUGGCCCGUGUCACCCUUCUGUUCCUCCCUGGGGUGCGGCUUUGCGCCCCCUGAAUGAUUAUUGGUUAAAACCAUCUGAUUCACUCAGAUUUUUAAGUGUGACGUGAGAGAAGGCUUCUUCCAGAAACAAUUACUCAAGGGCUGUUUCCUAUGACAAGUCAUAAAACCCAUUUGAACCAAGGUGCAUGCCCAGGUUAACAGGUGCAGCAGGUGCCUGCUGACCUGGGCUGAGGCCCUUCUGUCCCCUCCCCCUUACCUGGAGUGAAUGUGGUUUGAGAAAAGCAGAAUGAAAAGCUCCCAAGUCUGUCUUGUAUUUUCCCUGGCCUCAGGCUGUCUGCGUGGUUUGUCCUUUGCUAGUUAAGGUGAAAGUACUUGAAAUUUUGAAAUAAUCUGGAUGAAGGUAUACUUUUUAAAAAGUUUUGAGGUUGUGCUGUAUACUUGUAGAAAGUUUUUUUUCUAGUUCAUAUUGUCAUUUCAAAACCAUAUUGUAGAGAAACAUCACAGGGUGACAAGGGAUAAAACUGUUUUUAGGUACUCACUGUAGGAAUCUCAUUUCUCACCGCUAGGAUUCAACUAAAUUUUCCAGCCUCAUGCUACACGGAUAUGUGCAAUGAAAUGGAAUUAAUGCACACAUACAAUCCAUUAAAACUAUAUAAUCACUCACAGAAACUGACACUAAUGAACAACUCACCUAAGCAGAGCUGUCCGUAAAGCGUGAGCGUCCGCCCUGGAGCCUCAGAGCCGCAGCUGCCUGCUCUCCCUGCCCUACACUGCCCUCCCUGAAGCCUUCUUCCCUGCUGGAACUCAGAGGUCACACACAGCCUCGCUGUAGGACAAGGUCAGCUGAUCUGAACGACACACAGGAGGGUCAGGACAGAGUACCAGGUCCCUGUCAUCAGUCCCCGUGCAGUUCACGUGUAACCAUCUGGAGCCAGGACCUGUGUGGGGCUGACAGUUCUUGACUUUACUCUGGGUCUUCAGUUCGUUUCUGUAGACAGCUCAGAGUCCGCUCUCGCUCCCUCCGGAGUUCCCUAACAGGGAUCACUGGGUUCCCGAGCAGCAGAGUAGCACUGUGCAAUCUGGGCAAACUUCUUCGAGCUUGUUUUAUGCUUUGAAGAGUGGGGCUUAGACAUACAGCCCAAACAGAGUUCCUUGUCUUUCCCCUGGGGUGGACAGCAGCCAGCACCCAAGAUUUUACCUCAACCCCACCGGUGGCUGUUGGGGGAGCCUCAGCGUGGAGGUGGGAGGGAAGAUCCUUUGUCACGUAUCUGGUUGUGUGAGAGGCCAUCAAAAUUUUUUAAAAAGAAGUCGUUUCCCUGCAGCCCUUCCUGCCUGGGGAAGCACUAGGGAAAUCCCCCUCUCUACUAAGCCAUUGGUUAGAACAUUCUGAAGUCUGAACCAGAAGCCCAUCCCAUUAGUCUAGAAGUGCAUACAGGACACAGCGUCCCUGCUCUUAGAAACUAUUUCACUCAUAAGCCAGUUCCACACACCAUUCCCCUUUGAAAGAAAAAAUAUUUAACAUCAGAAUAUUCUUGAAGACUUAGCUCUGACGGGAGACCGUGUGAGUUACGUUCUUAGCGAUGAGCGCACAUGCGCAAUGCGAGCCCUCGGUGCGUUGAACCUGCAGGGCCCUGGCAGUGAGUGUGGCCCCAGCCUCUGCACAGUGUGUUUCUGUGCUUGUGGGACAGAGUUGCUUUGUAGCGGCGGCCGGAAACAGAAGCAGCCAUUCACUGGGAGCUGUGAGGGGGAAGCGGCACGUCCUGUCCCACACCAGCAUCGCUCUGACCGCUCAUGGAGCUGAAGAACAUGGAGCAUGUGGAACACCCCGUACUACUGCACACUCAGACACUCUGGGUGGUAAAAAUCAUUCUCAGAACUCCACGCCACUUGCGUUCCUGCUGGGAGUUCAUUCUGCAGCCUCCCGGCUGUCUUCACACUGUACCUAUUUAAAUAACAUCACAGUGCUUGCUGUAUUUGGAUCAUUAACAUGGGCUCAUUAAAUGCAGUUUAGUGAAGGAGCCUAGAGUGUGCGCUCUUGCAGAGGCAAUCUGUAAUCAGUGUUGACGGUGUCCUGAAGUUCAAGGACUCCCUAACGUGUCAGGAUCCAAAAGAUGUCCUGAAGUUUUCUAUUGCUCAGGCACAUAAUCUGAUAAAACUGUUCUGUCGUCGGUUUGCUCUAAGGUAGCAUUUGCUGGUUUUUAAAAUUUGUAUCCCUUUUAUAAGAUGCCUUUUGUCUUAUUUUGAAAGUGUCAAAUUGGCCAUGUCAGGAAAAGAUGAGGUCCGUAGUGCAAGUUGAGUGAAAGUUGAGUGACUUCAUAAGGGCUGAGACCCACCCGGAGCGUGGCAGACUCAACAGAACAUUCCUGAGGGGUGGGUGGGACAUACCGACAUCUGAGCGUGUUGGUUCAAAGAUGGAAAUCGCCUACAGGAAUGGCUCCAUGGUUUGAAAAUUUGGAAAAGACUCUUGUGUACGUAGCACUAGCUGUCUGUCUUCUCUGUGAUUUUAAGUGUUCAUGGUUUAUUUUUAUCUGAUGGGUACACAAUUUGGGACAUGUUUGUCCCAACCAGCGCAUGUUCUGACAAACGUAGGGACCCAUCUCCUUGAUAAAAUACUCCUUCAGAGCCUUUUACAAUGGUAUAUUCUGCAGAAACGAAGUUUCAUGGUGUUAGGCCCAUCUUUUAUAUCCAGAGAAAAUUUUUACAGAAAAUGAUUUGUGGCCACACUUAGAGGACAUUUAUCUUUUAGACAGCCUUAGAGUAUCAUUGGAAAUGACUUGGCUCGCAUUUGGUUUAUUUAUAUCUUCAUGAAUUAUGUGCCAGAGCAAUUAAUAAUACUUACACCUCUCAUAUCACUAGAAGGACUAGCUUUUUAUUUCUUUCAAUGAGUACUUUGGUCUGAAGUAUUACAUGAUGAUCAUAUUCCACCGAUUACAAUACAGCUGAACAAAUUGUAAGGCUGGUUACAGAGAGCUAAGAACAAUAUUCAGUUAAUCGACUGAUAUGUUAGGCUUUAUUGUGUAGAGCAAAAUUUCAGGGAUAUGAUUUAGUCCAGAUCCUUACAGUAUCGCGUUAUGAGAGGGUUCCAUUCUUUUUAACCAUGAAUAGUGCCUGUUUUUCCUCGAUAUUAAGAAUGCUAAUAUUUUGGAUUGAAAGCAUCCAAGUUUUAAGUAGGAUUUUACCUGUGUAAGACAAAUUCUGUGAAGCAGUUUUACAAAAUGAAAAGCGGUGUUUUAAGCCAGAAAUCCUCUGCGUGUUUUUCUGAGUAAGUGCCUAGCUAGAGGACCACAGAAGCAGCAAGUUCACAAAUAUUUACAUCUGUAACCGCUAGCUGAUAGAGCAGCCAGUGAAUAUAGGACUUUCUGGUUGCUAGAACUGAAUCCACUACAGACUAAAAGAUGUGAAUGAGCAAAACAUGAAUUCUAACUGAGCAAAUGGAUCUUUAAUAUAUUUACAUGUGUCUAAGAUUGCCUUUGCAGUAAGCAACCAGAACUUCAAGAACAAACAAAACUCUCACACAGACCUUGGGCUGCAGACGCCAGGCAUACUUGGUACACCUCACUGAAUGGCUCACUCCUGUUUUCAUUAAAUUUCCCUGUGUCUUUCAAAUGUACUUCCCCUUAGAAUUAUUCUAUUUGAGAUGAGUAACUUUCAACUGAUGUGGUAUUUUUCCUAAGCAUUCCAGAGCUGUAUUACAAGAGAUGGGAAGAUUCCUAGGUGGUCAUACAAUUUUCAUUAGAACACGGGCAACUGUUACCAGUACUAUUGUUACAGUUGAUCACAGUAGAUUGAAAAGUGGCCUUCACAAAAAAUUGUUUUCCAGACAUUUCUCCCCCAGUUUGAGUCCAGAUAUUCCCCCAGUUUUUUUAUGUAAUAAGCUAAUGAUUCUUUCCAUUUAAUUUUUUUUCUUCCAACGUGGUAUUUAGGAGGAAUAUUAGUAGAGUUGUGAAUAGUUGACACAAGAAACCUGAGUAGUGAGGGGAGGUAGGUAUUAAGGGGUGCCCCGGGAUUUGUUUCAUCAUAAUAUUUCUCAAAAAGGAAAAUGGCUUUUUCUUAAAUACAUUUCAAUUCAGAAUUACUUGAAAAAUACUGGCCUGGAUAAGAAAGUAGGUAUCCUGAAUUCGACUGAGGAAAUACCACCUUGAAUGUGGUCAACUAAAGAAUGAGCUUCCCAGGACUGAUGUCUUUGCCUUUUCUUCUCUUUCAUUCUCUGGCCCUAAGUCCCUUUAACACUAGGAAAUUACCGUGUUUUACUUUCAGAACUGCAUUAUAGUGAAUUACUGUUUACAAAAUACACAUACUGUGAACAGAUACAAGUUUUUGUCUUUUAUAAGGUUGUUUGUAGAAUGAGUGUUUUGAGAAGAUGUUAUGUUAAUAUUUUCAGUUUUUUUAUAAAUACUAGUAACUGUUUACUAAUUUUUGUUUGGUCAGGUGUGUGUAAAUGUAGCUGAAAGAUGAUAGGGAGAAACUGCCCGUCCAGGACCCUUCCCUUUUCAUUUAUAGAAAUGUUACCACUACAGGCUUUUUUAAAAACAUGAUUGAUCAGUUGUGAUGUGCUGUACCUAAAAUCAAGUCUCAUCAUAUAAAGAAACACUGAAAUAUACAGGAAGUAAAAUAUUGAUCAAAGUGGAUCUGUCAUAUUCACAGAAUUUUCAGUUUAAUACGGGAUAAAACAACUCCACGUACAGAGGUGACAACUGAAGUGUUUCCUGCCUUGUGAAAAUUUUAAAUAUUACGUUGCUUCAGAAUGGGCAAUUCGGACAUUUCAUAUCACCAUCUAAUUUCAGAAUUUAGGUUCUGUAUCUUCAGAAAACAUGAUUAUAGCAAGAACAUAGAAUAUAAGUAACCUAUUACUAAGAUACCAUAAAUAUCAGUCUAGUAUGCUUGACUGUUAACUAAAGAUGUUACUUAUGUCUGUUUUUAAAACGUGCAUGUAUUUAACAAUUUUAUCAUAGUAUUGUCAUGGAAAAAAUAAAUAUAUUUUCUUACAUCUUA